AUGCCCACAUUCUCAAAAUCAGCCCCAACAUUUUCACCAGCUCUAACACCUCCUACGCCAAUGUGGGGCAGCUAUUUCAAAUCUGCAACCCCCAAGAAGAAGGGUCGCAAGCCUAAGCGCCUCAACGAAGAGAUUGAGCUGGUCAAUCCAAGCCAAAGCAACAACGGCCACAACCUCUCCAAGAUCUCAAAACUGUGA
This is a messenger RNA of Puccinia triticina, 198 nucleotides long. RefSeq lists its product as uncharacterized. The transcript is spliced from 2 exons. Bases 1 to 198 code for a protein of 65 amino acids. The record is from RefSeq and is a predicted model, not a curated record. Lineage: Eukaryota; Fungi; Basidiomycota; Pucciniomycetes; Pucciniales; Pucciniaceae.